This is a messenger RNA of Rhodotorula graminis WP1, 2587 nucleotides long. RefSeq lists its product as uncharacterized. Lineage: Eukaryota; Fungi; Basidiomycota; Microbotryomycetes; Sporidiobolales; Sporidiobolaceae. The record is from RefSeq and is a predicted model, not a curated record. Gene Ontology annotation, cellular component: MBF transcription complex; SBF transcription complex. The transcript has 8 exons. The coding region runs from base 247 to 2490 and encodes 747 amino acids. Gene Ontology annotation, molecular function: DNA binding; transcription regulator activity; protein binding.
GCGUGAACGCGCUUGAACAAGCUCUCAGUACGCUCAAGAGACGUGUCCGCCUGUUCUAGACUUUUCGAGCCUCGCCGUCCCGCGUGAUCAACCUCGCGCGAGCUUCCUUCGCCUCAUCAGCUCCAACGAGCGAGCGCUCCGACCAGGACUGAGCAGCAGUCGAGCCAACACUCAAGAGCUCCAGGGCGCCAACCUGAGCGCAACGGCAAGCGCACCGCAUCGAACGACAAGCUCGAGUCGACCAAGAUGGCAAGCUCGCAGUACCAGGACACGGGCGUGUCAUACCCGAACCCCAACGUCCAGGGCAACCCGUACAUCUACCUCGCCGUGUACUCGUCCGUGCCCGUUUACGAGAUGAUGGUCCGAGGAAUCGGCGUCAUGCGGCGCCGGGUCGACAGCUGGCUCAACGCGACCCAGAUCCUCAAGGUCGCAGGCGUCGACAAGGGCAAGCGCACCAAGAUCCUCGAGAAGGACAUCGCCCAGGGCGUCCACGAGAAGGUCCAGGGCGGGUACGGCCGGUACCAGGGCACUUGGAUCCCGUUCGAGCGCGCUGUCGAGCUCGCCAACGCGUUCGGCGUCUCGCACCUGCUCGCCCCCCUCUUCGACUACACGGCUCCUCCUCCUCCCGCCUCGCUCGGCGGCGCCGCCCCUCCUCCCGCCAUCGUCAACCCGUACGGUCCUCCUCCGCCGCCUCAGCUCCCGCCGCCGCCGUCCCUCCAGCAGCAGCAGCAGCAGCAGCACCACCUGCCGUCGCCCCAACCUCGCGCUCAGGACGCCUCCGCCAUCCUCCACCACGCUCGCCAGCAGGGGCUCCUCCCCGAGCAGCAUGAUCACUCGAUGCUCCCGCCACCGCCGCCCAACCUCAAGCGUGCGGGCGACUCGCUCGACCAGGACGAGAUGAAGCGGGCGCGGCUCGAGGCGGUCAACGGGUUCCGCAACGGCAACGGCUACGCCGCCUCGCCUCUACCGGCACCUCCAGUACCCGCACCUCUUCCGCCCAAGCCGCUCAGCAACUUCCGCACGACGCUCAAGCUGUCGUCCAAGGCGCCGUUCGACCCGGCGACCCUCGACCAGGCCGUCCUCGAGCGCGACCGCACGGCGCUCAAGUCGAUCUUCGCGAUGGAGCCCGAGCAGCCUGUCGGAGGUGGCCCGGCUCUCGUGCCCGACCUGUCGACCGUGUUCCCGCCCGACCUCGACGUCGACACGCCGAUCGACGAGAACCUCCACACGGCGCUGCACUGGGCCGCCGCCCUCGCGCGCGUGUCGCUCGUGCGUGCCCUCGUCGCGUACGGCGCCGACGCUCACCGCGGCAACAACGCGGGCGAGACGCCCUUGAUCCGCGCCGUCCUCGUCACCAACAACUCGGACCAAGACUCGUUCCUGCGCCUCCUCGAGGUGCUCGCGCCCGCGCUCCGCACGGUCGACGACAUCGGCCGCUCGGUCCUGCAUCAUGCCGCCCUCGUCGCUGGCGUCAAGGGCCGCGCCGCGAGCGCACGCUACUACAUGGAGGCCGUGCUCGAGUUUGUCGCGACGCGCGAGGGCGGCCGCUUCAAGGACCUCGUGGACGCGCAGGACGCGUACGGCGACACGGCGCUCAACAUUGCGGCGAGGAUCGGCAACCGCACGCUCGUGCGCAUGCUCCUCGACGUCGGCGCCGACAAGCUCAAGGCGAACAAGCUUGGGCUGCGGCCGACCGACUUUGGCGUCGAGGACCCUGAGCUCGCCGUCAACGCCGCCGAGGAGACGCUCCACGCGCUGCAACACGCCGACUCGCCCUCGUCCUCGUCCGUCCCUGUCCAGGCGUCGAGCGACGUCCUGCGCACCCUGUCCGAGACCCUGUCGUCCCUGUCGUCGUCGUUCGACGCCGAGCUCCAGGUCAAGGCCGACGAGCUCGCCGCCAAGAAGGAGCACCUGCGCGCCGUCGCCGCCGAGCUCGCCGACGCUCGCGGCGCCCUGUCGCAUUGGCGCGCCGAGGCGGCCCUCACCGACGAGGCGGCGCAGCGAUCGCAGAACCUCGCGCGCGCGAUCGACGACGAGGACUCGUUCGACUGGACGGGCCGCACCGAGAUUGACGGGCAGCCGGCGUCGCAGCUCGCCGGCCCCGGGUUCGCGUACCGCGGGCCCGAGAGCACGCUCCGCAACCUGCCGAGCGGCAUGAGCAUCGAGUUUGACGCCGACCCGGCGCUGCCCGACCUCGACGACCCCGAGGGCGUCUCGGGCGAGUCGCUCGUGUUCCUCCUGCGGCUCCAGGCGUGGUACGAGCGCGUCGAGGGUCUCACCAAGCAGCGCGUCGAGCGGCUCGAGGGCGGCAACGGCGAGCUCGAGGCCAAGCUGCGUCGCAUCGUCGCCGGGUGCUGCGGCGUCGACGAGGAGCAGGUCGACGGCAUGCUCGAGGGCCUCGUGCGCUCUCUCGAGGCUGACCCGUCGGCGAUGGACCUCCCUCGAGUCGCGGCAUUCCUCAGCCGGGUCAAGGACGGCUCGCUGGCAUGAAGGACGGGGCCGAGAGAGAGAGGAGUCAGUGCGGUUCCUGGUUGUACUCUGUCUUUGCGAUCUAGCUGUAUCUACGCGCUGCGGCGCUUCCCUCCCU